Molecule: messenger RNA, 4881 nt
Organism: Notolabrus celidotus (New Zealand spotty)
Lineage: Eukaryota; Metazoa; Chordata; Actinopteri; Labriformes; Labridae
Gene: sema7a
Product: semaphorin 7A
Biological process (GO): negative regulation of axon extension involved in axon guidance; positive regulation of cell migration; positive regulation of macrophage cytokine production
Molecular function (GO): chemorepellent activity; semaphorin receptor binding; integrin binding
Source: RefSeq, a predicted model, not a curated record
GUGCGCUUCAGAGGGCAGUUUGAAUCAGAGGAAUCACAACACCCAUCGUCUGAGACUCAAAAUGAAGCGAUUCGUGAUCAUCUAUGUUAUUUUCGCUCGUGAUUUUCGGCUCGUCCUCAGUGUUGCCUUGAGUGACACACCGAUUCUUGGAUCGGAAAAUAACAAUCCCAGACUUCUCAGCAAAGAUAUUCCCAGUGUUGGAUUUGAUUACCAAGUCUCUCAAAACCACAGCGUGUUUUUCUAUCAGGAGGACUAUGACGAGAUGUAUGUCGGAGGGACUGAUUUUGUGUUAAAACUUAAUGGGGAUGACUACCGUGUUAUAGAGAGAUAUCCCCUGAAAACAACAGGACAAGAACACUGCCAAGAGGGCCUCUGUGAAAAUGUCAUCACCGUCAUAGAGAGGUUUCAGGACAGCCUGUUUGUCUGUGGGACGAAUGGACAGAGACCGCAGUGUUGGAAGCUUUUUUCUUCAGUGAACAAUCAGUCUUAUGAAAUAGUUGAGAGCUAUGAAGGGACUGGCAUCUCUCCGUUCGCAUACACACAGAAUUACCUGUCCCUCACUGUAGAGGGAGAUCUGUAUUCAGCAGCACCUUUGGAUAUGGAUGGCAGCUCAUUACAAUUCAGGAGGAAAGCUGGCAGCAGAACGAAUGUGUGGAUGUAUGACAACUGGGUGUCAGAGCCCACGUUCAUCUCUGCAUCCUGGGUGAGGCGGCCAGAAGACCCUGACAACGAGAAGAUAUACAUCUUUUUCCGCGAGAAGAACUUGGAUCCCAGCCCAGAGGCUGACCCAUGGAUAUCUAGGGUGGCCAGAGUUUGUAAGGCAGAUGAAGGCGGACCAAAAAGAUUCUUCCAGAACAUGUGGACAUCCUUCCUUAAGGCGCGGCUUGUCUGCGGUUCCAAAGAGUCACUGUAUUUCAACCGUCUCCAGGAUAUCUAUGUGAUGCACGCUGAGGACUGGGAUGACACCAGAGUGUAUGGCCUUUUUACAAGCAGCUGGAAUGCCACAGCAGUUUGUGUCUACACUGUAGGAAUGAUUGAAGAUAUAUUUGAGAACUCAACUUUCAAGGGCUACGACAAAGACAUCCCCACCCCACGACCGGGGACGUGUGUAAAAAAUAGCAGGAGCCUACCGCUGGCCACACUCAACAUGGUGAAGGAACACCCAGAAAUGACUGACUGGGUUCACCCUGUGCAUUCUACCACUCCAUUUUAUAUAAGCAACAACAACUACACAAAGAUAACUGUGGACCGAGUCACAGGAGCGGACGAGAACAUGUAUAAUGUUCUGCUUUUAGCAACUGAUUCUGGGAAGAUCCAUAAAGUGUUAGAGGCCGGGUCACAACCCUUCAUCAUCUCUGAAACACAACUCUCCAGCCGCUCAAGCAUACGAUCAAUGAAACUGGACUCUAAAAGGAAAAAGUUAGUGGUGGGUUUCUCUGAGAAAAUAUCCACAGUGGACCUCCAGAGGUGUCAGGAAUAUAACAAGUCCUGCCAAGAGUGCGUUUUAGCCCGGGACCCGUACUGUGCCUGGACGGAGUCUGGAUGCACCCCAACUGCCCCUGAAGGCAUUCAAAAUAUCAUGGAUGGGAACACGAGUGUGUGCUCCUCUUUAGAAGAAACAAAGCAAGUAAGCCGGACCAAACGGGAGACAUUUCCAGCAUCACCAGCAGAUUUGCGAGCAGAUCACGCAGUCCCCCUGGGAGUUCCUUUCUAUCUCUCCUGUCCUAUAGACUCAUACCACGCUGCCUACAUCUGGGAACAUGGAGGACAAACCAGACCUUGUCUGCAAAUGCAGUCAAACUGUCUGCACUUAAUCCCUUCCAUGGAACAAGACAGCUACGGAACCUACAAGUGUGUGUCGAAAGAAAAGGACUUCACCAAAGUGGUGAAAAAUUAUCAGCUUAUGGAGCAAAAGAUUGUAGAAACAACGUCAAGCGGUGAGAAAAGCGACACCCCUAAAAAAGAAAUGACGCAUCAGCUAUUGUUCCACAGAUCAUUUUCAUCACCCUUGGACAGGCUGUAGCAGUUUUGGGGAUGUUGUGAUAUGGUCGUCUCACUGAAAAGUUUUCAUGUUGGUGUAAUGUAAAUGCAGCACCAGCAUUCUCAGGGCCCUUUUUAUGCAUAUGCUUUUCUAGCCAGCACUCAUACAGCUUCAAAGGGAAACCAACACAGAACAGGUCUGCAACUCAGAGGUUUAAGUUGGAAGAAUUUCUCCCUGAACCUUAAACUGUAUUUGCAGGUGGUUAGAUAGCUGUGUUUGGCAGAGAAUUCUGGUUAUGAAAACAUGUCUUGGUCGAGUUUAGUUUGACAAAAGAGGCUAAGCUUAAAAAAGGUGUAACAGAGGAAGAAAGCAAUUGGAAAAAGGGCCUUAAUGGUUUGUUUGGAUUGUCUGAUGAUCAGUCAACUGAAACAGAAUGUGCUUGAACUACUGGCAGCGUUUCAGUGAGUAAGCUUCUGUCGAUGAUAAGGGAUUAAAGAACUUGUAAGAGGUAAUCUGAAGGACUUCCUUUGAACAAAGGUGUAUGGAUGCAUAAUUGUAACAAGUGGAGGAGCCACAGUUGGAACAGCACAUAGUGAGUGUAGUUUAAAUGGUCUGAUGGUGGUAGGGUGUUCCUGUGUAAACUUCCUCUGUGCCUCAGCCCAGCUCUUUGUUCAUAGAUUAUUUUUAAUAAGUGUUUAGGGAAGGGGUGGAGGUGGACAGGGACACCCACUGCAUUUCCAUGUUUUGUUCAACUUUCCCGCUGAAACAGUCUGGUCGGAGAGCUGUUUAGAAAACGUGGAACAUGAAACUGAUUUUCUGUGAAACAGAAAAUGUCAAACUGUAUUUUUUUAACAAACCAUUUUUGGCCAAAAAUUUUAAAUAUCUUUGAAUAAAAAAAAUUGCAUACAGACACUUUAUUAAGUAAGCAUUGCACUUUAUGUAGAACAGAUCUGAGAUAGUUCACAAAGGUUGACGUUUUAACUGAACCCACACUGUGGGCACACACUUGAUAGUGGCUUUUCUUAGAAAUGAGAGUUUAGGUGUAACAGGGUUAUGGUUACUGCAAGAAUAACCAAGUAGCAAGUAGUGAAAGAACCACUUCACUGACAAGAACAAGGUUGCUAAAGAUGCUUAUUUUGAAGGACUCUAAUAUUAGCAACAAAAGCUUUGAGAAAAUUAACAUCAAAAAUUUUUUCCCAUCAAUUCAGCUUUUCUGAAUAUCUGUUCUGUGUUAUCUGUCAUAUCUUAAUGCUUAAGUUGCUGUGCUCCUUUAAAAUUAUAUUUUUUCAAGUAAUAAGCUAUAAUUAUUUAUAAUGUACAUUUUUAUUUUGGUGCAAUACUAAUGUUUAUUUAAGUGCAAAAUGUUAGAUUUUUGUAUGCGAGCAAUAUAAAAUGAUAAAUAAAAUAUUAAUUUCUAAAAUUGUUUAUUUUUACAUUAUUAUUUAUUGAACUUUCCACCUGAAGAGUGUAAGUAAACAUAUUUAAUAUGAAAAAUGGAUUGAAGCUGUUAAUCUUUAUCAUUGUUCACAAAGCAAUCCACUCAAACCUCUGUUAGAGGUAGAACUUGUCAUUUAAUAGGUCAUGUCCUCAUCAUUAAUGCCAGAGUAAACAACAUGCACUCAGUUCAGGUCUACAGACUACACUGUAAGUGUCUUUACUGUAAUCUCUCUUCUUCCAGGAUCUACUAAUUACUUCAAAGUAAGAACAUCGUGUUUAGACAGAGUCCCAAUCCCAACACCAGCACUAUCUUUAGAUGUCGCCCUACAACCACUCGGAAGAAAAUCCCGGAUUCUCAUCAGAUUUUCUAUGAGAUUAAGUAAAGCUCAAAGAGCACUCCUUUGUUUCAUCUCAAAUUUAAGAUGAUCACAUCAAACAUCUACACAGCACGGUCAUCACAGUGUGCCAACUCUUUCUUAUAACCAGACCUCACUGCUUCUUUGUUGGGUUGUAUGGAUUGAACAUUAUUUUCUUUUAACCAUGUUUUUAAAUGAUAUAUGAAGAUAAAUGACACAUAUUUUCUGUUUGUUUUCAUUUGUUGUGACAUCCCAGACUUCACAAGUUGUCUUCCAUGCAGUUGAGGCACAGCAUAAAUACAGAUGGUCCACCCACUGCACUAACAUUGUAGUCAGGCCACUUUAGGAAAGAUCAUGGAUUCUCUGACCUAAGCCGAGACAAUGAUCUCACAGCAAAAAGUCUCCUGAGUUUGUCUCCACUUAAUAGCUGCUCUGCUACUUCUAGUUAAGGUGGAGAUUUAAAUUUCCUAGGAUGUGGGGUGAAUUUAAUGCGUCUGCAGUGUGUGAAUCAUGAGCCACUCUGUUUUAUAAAAUCCACACCCUCUCUGCUUACACUUAAACAAUUAUAUGACAAGUGGUCACUUCUUUCACUCCACUCCAUAAUGUCCAGUAAACAUGAAGGAUUUUCUGCAGGGCUACAAUAAGAAUCACAAUCUGUAUCCACUUUACUAUCAGCAGCCCUGAGUUUGGAUAGGGCCACAUUGCAGUGUAAACUAAGAUACGGUGACAAUGAGCUCUGCUGUCCUCUGAGACCUUGAUUCCCAGGGAGCUUAGUUUUUCCUGUUGGGGAUUGUUAACAGGAAAGUUCAUUACGAGAAAGCCAAAGUACAGGAAAUUAUAUAACAAAAACAAACUAACACAUAUCACGCAAAUCAGUUUUCUGGGCAAGGAAAACAAAGUCAUGAGUAGAGGAAUGAACCCCACCCAGGCAGUAAUUGCAUUUACAGAUCUGAGUCAGCAGAGGUCAGUCUUGUUUAACAGAGAUGACGUGGAAAACCCAAACUAAAUCCCAACUAUCAGUGUAAUGACAGGUUUCUUGGUUAUAAAAAUGCCUGAUCUGUAGUUCUGACGUAUGUCCACUGUCAUUCAUAAAAUAUAAUCAUUCUA